Manis pentadactyla (Chinese pangolin) is the source of this 6384-nucleotide messenger RNA. RefSeq names its product probable ubiquitin carboxyl-terminal hydrolase FAF-X. Gene Ontology annotation, biological process: protein deubiquitination; cell migration. The record is from RefSeq and is a predicted model, not a curated record. The transcript has 35 exons. Gene Ontology annotation, molecular function: cysteine-type deubiquitinase activity; cysteine-type endopeptidase activity. NCBI's taxonomy places the organism in Eukaryota, Metazoa, Chordata, Mammalia, Pholidota, Manidae. Gene Ontology annotation, cellular component: nucleus; cytosol. The coding region runs from base 1 to 6336 and encodes 2111 amino acids.
AUGACCGCCACCCCUCAUGGACAUCCUGGAGGAGGGAGUGACAGCCAUGGCCAGGCUCCUGAUGGGCAGUCUCAGCCCCCCUUUCAACAGAAUCAGGCAAGUUGGAUAAAUGCAAGUAAAAAGCAACGUGAAAAGCUACUUGAGCUGAUAAGUCGUCUUGCAGAGCACGGUGAAGAUGACAUGUUGGCACAGAAGGUGUUGAACCUUCUUUGGAAUCUGGCCCACAGUGAUGAUGUGCCUCUAGACAUCAUGGACCUUGCUCUUAGUGCCCACAUAAAAAUACUAGAUUAUAGUUCUUCCCAGGAUCGAGACACACAGAAGUUGCAGUGGAUAGAUCGCUUCAUAGAAGAACUUCACACAAAUGACAAGUGGGUGAUACCUGCAAUGAAACAAAUACGAGAAAUUUGUAGUUUAUUUGGUGAAGCCCCUAAAAAUUUGAGUAAGACUCAGCAAAGUCCUCGUGCGUUUUAUCGUCAUGAUUUAAUCAGUCAACUUCAGCACAGUCAUACCUUAGUUGCUCUGGUAGCAGAAAACCUUGCAGCAUACAUGAAUAGCAUGCGGCUGUAUGUUAAAGAACAUGAGAACUGUGAUCCACAGACUGUGAGAUUUGGAAGUCAAUACAGUCAUGUUCAAGAAGUCCAAGAACGGCUUAACUUCCUUAGAUUUUUAUUGAAAGAUGGCCAACUGUGCCUCUGUGCUCCUCAAGCAAAACAAAUAUGGAAAUGCUUAGCAGAGAAUGCAGUUUACCUUUGUGACCGUGAAGCUUGUUUUAAGUGGUAUUCCAAGUUAAUGGGGGAUAAACCAGACUUAGAUCCUGAUAGUAAUAAGGACUUCUUUGAAAGUAGUGUGCUUCAGCUUAAUCCUUCGCUGUUAACUGAAAAUGGAAUAAAAUGUUUUGAACGAAUCUUUAAAGCUGUUAAUUGUCAAGAGGGGAAACUAGUAGCAAAAAGAAGAGCCUACAUGAUGGAUGAUUUGGAAUUGAUAGGAUUAGACUACCUUUGGAAGGUUGUGAUUCAGAGUAAUGACGACGUUGCCAGCAGAGCUAUAGAUCUCCUUAAAGAGAUGUAUACAAAACUUGGGCCCAGAUUACAGGUCAAUCAGCUAGUUAUCCAUGAAGACUUCAUUCAGUCUUGCUUUAAUCGUUUGAAAGCUUCGUAUGACACAUUGUGUGCUUUGGGUGGCAAUGAAGACACAAUUAAUUUUGCAACGCAGGAAGCCAUUCGAAUGGUUCGAGUAUUAACUGUGUUAAGGGAAUACAUAAAUGAAUGUGACAGUGAUUAUCAUGAGAAAAGAACAAUUCUACCUAUGUCAAGAGCAUUCCAUGGUAAAGACCUUUUUCUUAUAGUUCAAUUUCCAAACCAUGGCGGACAGGUUGAUGACUUGGACAUACGGUCCCAUACAAACGAUACAGUUGGUUCAGUACGGCGAUGCAUUCUCAAUCAUACUAAAGCAAAUGUGGCCCACACAAAUAUUGAACUCUUUGUGGGUGGUGAGCUUAUAGAUUCUGAAGAUGACAGAAAGCUAAUGGGACAGUUACACUUAAAAGAUAAAUCAGUAAUUACAGCCAAACUUACACAAGUGAGUUCCAACAUGCCUUCAAGCCCUGAUAGUUCUUCUGAUUCUUCUACUGGAUCUCCUAGAAACCAUUAUAAUCACUACAGUGAUGGCCCCAGUCCAGAAGUGGAAAGUUGUUUGCCUGGGGUAAUAAUGUCACUGCAUCCCAGAUAUAUCUCUUUCCUUUGGCAAGUUGCAGACUUAGGUAGCAAUCUGAAUGUGCUACCUCUUAGAGAUGGAGCAAGAGUACUUAUGAAACUUAUGCCUCCAGGUAGCAUAACAAUAGGAAAAUUAAGAGCUGUUUGUUUGGACCAUGCAAAACUUGGAGAAAAUAUCCUUGAACCGUCUCUUGAUUCACUUUGUGGUCCUUCUGCCUCCAGAGUGCUAUACCUAACAGAGGUAGUUUAUGUCCUGUUAAUGCCUGCUGGUGCAUCUUUGGCAGAUGAUUCCCCUGACUUUCAGCUUCACUUCUUGAAAAGUGGUGGCUUAUCCCUUGUACUGAGUAUGCUAACAAGUAAUAACUUCCUGCCAAAUACAGAUACGGAAACUCGGAGAGGUGCUUACUUCAAUAGUCUUAAAAUAGCUAAACUGUUGUUAACUGCCAUUGGCAGUGGCCAUGUUCGAGCUAUAGCAGAAGCAUGUCAGCCAGCUGCAGAUGGUGCAGAUACCAUAAAAACGAUGAACCAAGUUACUCACAAUCACAUGGUGAUAGUACAAAAUGUCCUUCAGAGCAUGCCUAAUCCGUCAUCUGAAUACAUGGUUAGAAAUGUUUCCAUACGUCUUGCUCAGCAAAUAUCUGGUGAGGCUUCAAGAUAUAUGCCUGAUACUUGUGUAAUUAGAGCUAUACAAAAAAUCGUCUGGGCAUCAGGAUGUGGGGCAUUAGAGCUAGUCUUUAUCCCAAAUGAAGAAAUUACUAAAAUGUAUGAGAUGAUGAUCACCAAUGCAAGUAAUGAGCCAGAUACAGAAGAUGAACAGGUUUGCUGUGAGGGAUUCGAAGUGAUGACGUUAUGUUUUGCUCUACUUCCAACAGCUUUGGAUGCACUUAGUAAAGAAAGAGCCUGGCAAACAUUUAUCAUUGACUUACUAUUGCACUGUCCCAGCAAAACUGUUCGUCAGUUGGCACAGGAACAUUUUUUUUUAAUGUGCACCAGAUGUUGCAUUGGACACAGGCCUCUGCUUUUCUUCAUUACUCUGCUCUUUACCGUUCUGGAGAGCACAGCAGGAGAGGCGGGUAGACACUCAGAUGACUAUUUCACUCUUCUACAACACCUUCUUAAUUAUGCUUAUAACAGCAAUAUUAAUGUACCCAAUGCUGAUGUUCUUCUCAACGAUGAAAUUGAUUGGCUCAAAAGAAUUAGGGAUAAUGUUAAAAAUACAGAUGAAACUGGUGUUGAAGAGCCGAUCUUGGAAGGCCAUCUUGGGGUAACAAAAGAGUUACUGGCCUUUCAAACAACUGAGAAGAAGUAUCGUAUUGGUUGUGAAAAAGGAGGUGCUAAUCUCAUUAAAGAAUUAAUUGAUGAUUUCAUCUUUACUGCCUCCAAAGUUUACCUGCAAUGUAUGAGAAAUGGGGAACUUCCAGCUAAACAGGCUCUCCCAGUAUGUAGUUCACCGGCUACCAUCAGUGCUGGUUUUGAACUACUCGUAGCAUUAGCUGUUGGCUGUGUAAGAAAUCUCAAACAGAUAGGAGACUGUUUGACUGAAAUGUAUUACAUAGGCACAGCAAUAACUACUUGUGAAGCACUUACUAAGUGGGAGUACCUACCACCUGUUAGACCUCGCCCUCCAGAAGGAUUUGUGGGCCUCAAAAAUGCUGGUACCACUUGUUACAUGAAUUCUGUGAUCCAGCAGUUAUACAUGAUUCCUCCUAUCAGGAACAGUAUUCUUGCAGUUGAAGGCACUGGUAGUGAUAUAGAUGAUGACAUGUUCAGUGAAGAGAAGCAGGACAACGAGAGUAAUGUUGAUCCGCGAGAUGAUGUUUUUAGAUGUCCUCAACAAUAUGAAGACAAACCAGCAUUAAGUAAGACAGAAGAUCAGAAAGAGUACAAUAUUGGUGUCUUAAGAUACCUUCAGGUCAUCUUUGGUCAUUUAGCUGCUUCUCGUUUACCAUACUUUGUGCCCAGAGGAUUUUGGAAAGAGUUCAGGCUUUGGGGUAAACUUAUUAAUCUACGUGAACAAUAUGAUGCCGUAGAGUUUCUUCAUUGUUUGGUGGAUAGUUUAGAUGAAGCUUUAAAAGCUUUAGGACAUCCAGCUAUGUUAAGUCAAGUCCUAGGAGGUUCCUUUGCUGAUCAGAAGAUUUGCCAAGGCUGUCCACAUAGAUAUGAAUGUGAAGAAUCUUUUACAACUCUGAAUGUAGACAUUAGAAAUCACCAAAACCUGCUUGAUUCUUUGGAACAGUAUAUCAAAGGAGAUUUAUUAGAAGGUGCAAAUGCAUAUCGAUGUGAAAAAUGUGAUAAAAAAGUUGAUACAGUAAAGCGCUUGCUAAUUAAAAAAUUACCUCCUGUUCUUGCUAUCCAAUUGAAACGAUUUGGCUAUGACUGGGAAAGAGACUGUCCAGUUAAAUUCAAUGAUUAUUUUGAAUUUCCACGAGAACUGGAUAUGGAACCUUACACAGUACCAGGUGUUGCAAAGCUGGAAAGAGAUAAUGUAAACCCAGACAGUCAAUUGAUAAAACAGGACGUGCAGUCUGAAAGUGAGACAGCAGUAAGCGCAAAAUACAGACUAGUGGGUGUGCUUGUGCACAGUGGUCAAGCAAGUGUUGGACAUUAUUAUUCUUACAUCAUUCAAAGGAAUGAUAAAGAUGAGAGAAAUCGCUGGUAUAAAUUUGAUGAUGGAGAUGUAACAGAGUGUAAAAUGGAUGAUGAUGAAGAAAUGAAAAAUGAGUGCUUUGGUGGAGAAUAUGUGAGACAAGUAUUUGAUCGUAUGACGAAGUGCGUGUCAUACCUGCAGCAGCAAAGGUGGUGGAAUGCUUAUAUACUUUUUUAUGAACGAAUGGACACAAUAGACCAAGAUGAUAAAAUGAUAAGAUAUAUAUCAGAGCUCACAAGAUCCCAUCAGAUUAUGUCACCAGCCAUUGGGAGAAGUGUAUGGAAAGAAAAUGUGCAAUUCAUGCAUAACCAAAUGCAGUACACUGUAGAGUAUUUUCAGUUUAUGAAAAAACUACUUACAUGUAAUGGUAUUUACUUAAGCCCUGCUCCAGGACAAGAUCACUUGUUGCCUGAAGCAGAAGAAAUAAGUAUGACUAGUAUUCAACUUGCAGCUAAAUUCCUCUUCACCACUGGAUUUCACACAAAGAAAAUAGUCCGUGGCCCUGCCAGUGAUUGGUAUGAUGCACUGUGCAUUCUACUCCAUCACUGCAAGAAUGUACGUUUUUGGUUUGCUCAAAAUGUUCUUUUUAAUGUUCCAAAUCGCUUCUCUGAAUAUCUUCUGGAGUGCCCUAGUACCGAAGUGAGGGAUGCGUUUGCAAAACUUAUAGUAUUUAUUGCACAUUUUUCAUUGCAAGAUGGGCCUUGCCCUUCAUCUUUUACAUCUCUGGGGCCUUCCAGUCAGGCCUGUGAAAACUUAAGCUUGAGUGACCACUUACUAAGGGCAGUCUUAAAUCUCCUGAGAAGGGAAGUUUCAGAGCAUGGCCAUCAUUUACAGCAGUAUUUCAGUCUGUUUGUAAUGUAUGCCAGUUUAGGUAUGACAGAAAAGACACAGCUCUUGAAAUUGGAUGUACCUGCUACCUUUAUGCUUGUGUCUUUAGAUGAAGGGCCAGGUCCUCCAAUCAAGUAUCAAUAUGCUGAAUUAGGCGAGUUAUACUCAGUAGUAGCUCAGCUGAUCCGCUGUUGCAAUGUCUCAUCAAGGAUGCAGUCUUCAAUCAAUGGUAAUCCUCCUCUUCCAAAUCCUUUUGGUGACCCUAAUUUAUCACAGCCUAUAAUGCCAAUUCAGCAGAAUGUGGCGGACAUUUUAUUUGUGAGAACAAGUUACGUGAAGAAAAUUAUUGAAGAUUGUAGUGACUCAGAGGAAACCAUCAGCUUGCUUCAUUUUUGCUGCUGGGAGAAUCCUCAGUUCUCAUCUACUGUCCUCAGUGAACUUCUCUGGCAGGUUGCCUCCUCAGACACCUAUGAACUUCAGCCAUAUUUGGAUAUGCUUUUGCAGAUUUUACUGAUUGAGGAUUCCUGGCAGACUCUCAGAAUUUGUAAUGCUCUUAAAGGAAUCCCAGAUGAUCGAGAUGGAUUGUUUAUAAUAAUCCAUUGCUCUAAAAAUCACUAUCAAAAAAGAGCGUAUCAGUGUAUAAAAUGUGUUGUAGCUCUGUUUAGCAGUUGUCCUGUUGCUUACCAAAUAUUAAAGGGUAAUGGAGAUCUUAUAAGAAAGUGGAUCUGUGCAGUGGAAUGGCUUGCAUGUGAACUUGAAAAAAUACCGUACACUGGCAACCCUCAAUGCAGUGAUAACAAUUGGUCUUCUCCAGUGCAAAGCAGUAAAACAUCAUCACGUUCUUAUUUAUUACGGAGGUCACAUAGUGCUAGGAUGACACUCGAAAAAGCUUGUGAAUUCUGUCCAGAGGAGCAUCCAGAAGACCAAGAUACCCCAGAUGAGCAUCAGUCCUCUGCAGCAGAAGAUGCCCCAUUAUAUACUAAUUCAUCUGGAUCUCACUAUCAGCAGAGUAAUCAUGUGCAUGGUCAGCCAUAUACAGGGCCUGCAGCACAUCCCUUGAACAGCUACCAGCAAACUGGUCAACAAGCACAAGAAAAUUAUGAAGGAGGCAAUGAAGAAGUAUCCCUGUCUCAAAUAAAGGAUCAGUGAAACACCCGUAUUUAACUGGUUCCUUUAACCACACACUCAGGCCUUACA